This is a messenger RNA of Triticum aestivum (bread wheat), 1720 nucleotides long. Its product is annotated as E3 ubiquitin-protein ligase BOI. Lineage: Eukaryota; Viridiplantae; Streptophyta; Magnoliopsida; Poales; Poaceae. Gene Ontology annotation, molecular function: ubiquitin-protein transferase activity. The transcript has 2 exons. The record is from RefSeq and is a predicted model, not a curated record. Bases 128 to 1072 code for a protein of 314 amino acids. Gene Ontology annotation, biological process: regulation of programmed cell death.
CCGCCCGUCCCCUCGCCGAUCGAUGACCGCACCUCCCACCACAUCUGACUAACUCCGGCCAGGGACGCAUCGCCUUGGCUGUAUAUAUAGGAAGCUAGCGGACGACCCGCGCGCCCCAUAAAUCGCCAUGGCCUCCGUGGACCUGCAACGCCUGCGCCACAUGUUACUCACCACCGGCGCCGGCGCCGGCCACCACCAGCUCGCCUCCGCUGCUGCUAUGCCAGCGAGUGGGCCUUGUUAUGGCGCUGCGAUGGCGUGCCAGCCGGGGCAGCCGUACGCGGACCUCUUCACGCUGCCGCCGCCGCCGACGUCGUCGGUCGCGGAUCAGUAUUCGGAGUUCUUGGCGAUGGCUGGGGCUGAUCUGGUGAAGAAGGGCGUCAGCCCCGACGGUGCUCAGGAAAUGAUCACCAAGAUGCGGAGGCGCGACGAGCAGUCGUCGAUGCUUGGCGCGGUCGACGUUCUUGCGGCCCACGCGCAGCAGCAGACCAUCGACGUCGACCGCAUCCUGCUCAAACAUGUGAAAACGAUGUGGACUACUCUCGCGGAGCAGAGGCAGACCCACACGAGGCUCAUCAUCUCGACCGUGGAGGCCAGGGCGGCGAAGCGGCUCAAGGCUAAGGACGAGGAGAUUGAGCGGAUCAGGAUCAUGAACUGGGCGCUCGAGGAGCGCCUUCGGAACCUCUUCAUGGAGGCUCAGAUGUGGCGCGACGUCGCGCAGUCCAACGAGGCCACGGCCAACGUGCUCCGCGGCGACCUUCAGCGGGUGCUCGACGCCCAGGCGGUCCGUGGCGGUGGAAUAAGCGGCGACGGUCAGGAGGAGGACGCAGAGUCGUGCUGCUGGGGGGAGAACCAGGCGCCCUUAUGCGCGGAGGAGGACGUGGGCACGCCGGCAGUGGAGGAGCGUCCCGCGACAGGAGCAGGAAGGUGCAAGGCGUGCCGCGAGGGCGCGGCCGUUGUGCUGCUGCUGCCGUGCCGGCACCUCUGCGUGUGCGCACCGUGCGCGGCCGCGGCAUUGGCGUGCCCGGCGUGCGGAAGCGCCAAGAAUGGCAGCAUCUGCAUCAACUUUUCGUGAUGCGGGAGGAAUAGUUUUAGAGUCGGCAUUUUGUUUCGUUCUGAAACUUACUAGAGUCGACUUUUGUUUGUAUUCCUUUGUUCACUUUUUUGUUGUUGACGGGGUCACUACCAGAAUAACUGGCGAUGCCGACGGCCGAACCUAUGCCGACGGGCCCCAUCGGCAUAGAUUGGCCUAUCCCGAAGGCCCAGCCCAGGCCGUCGGCAUAGAAAAGCCGUCAGCGUAUAUCAAUCUAUGCCGACGGCCCCCGUCGGCAAAGCUCACCCGUCGGCGUCGAUAGAAAUAUGCCUACGGUGGCCGUCGGCAUAGAGAAGGCCGUCGACAUAGCUAGUGGGCUCGGCUACCCGGACGGAGACGGCCUUUUGACGGCGUCAAUCUACGCCGACGAGCUAACGGCGGCCGUCGACAUAGACGCCACGUCAUCGAUCCGCGUCGCCCGCCACGUCAUCAUCCGCGUCGCUCGCCUGUCCGUGGGGUGGCAAAUCUAUGCCGACGGCCUGGCCGUCGGCAUAGGUCUGGCCCAUGGAUGUUGCCACAUCACCGAUCCGCGCCCUUAGGCACGUCAUCGAUCCGUGGCCAUGUGCGCAGGUAUGCCGACGGCCUUGCCGUCGGCAUAUCUCUAAUUUUUAUUUAUUUUUAUUUUUUUAC